Molecule: messenger RNA, 826 nt
Organism: Camelina sativa (false flax)
Lineage: Eukaryota; Viridiplantae; Streptophyta; Magnoliopsida; Brassicales; Brassicaceae
Source: RefSeq, a predicted model, not a curated record
UGUCACACUCUGGUUAGCUGAAGCUGUGAAAUUGUUCUAGGGUUUACUGAAACAACGGAUCCUCCUCAAUCAAUCAGCACCGAAGAAAACUGGAAGGCGAAUCCGAUGGAGCUCUCUGAGGAGAUUCGAUCUACCGGUUCGAAGAAGCGCAAGGCGGAGGAUGAUGGUGGCUCACCGCAGUCCCCGCUGGAUGAUGAUGAUGACAUGAUGGAGUACGACGAAGAAGAAGGUGGUGGUGAUGGGGAGGCUAGCGACGUGUCUAGCCGAGAGGAGGGCCAAGAAUGGGACGUCGAUAGCUUCGACGAUGGAUUCGAUUACAGACCCAAAAGGAAUCUGGAUCCCAACGAUGAGUUAGGUCAAAAGAUGCAUCGUUAUAGAUCGCAGAUGUACCGCAGCAAGGGUUUCGAGGUGGAUAGAGAAAACGACCCUGGGAAUGUGGCGUACCGGCCACUCGGUCCAAUUUAUCUUGAUAAACCAUUUAGGAAUACUAAGGCCGUGAGUUCAUGCAGAACAUGGUGGAUUUGUCUCUAGAAAGAUACAACAGAAUCAAGGGUUUCUACGUGGAUGGAGAAUGCUACUCUGGGAUAAUGCUCUAUUUCUCUCCUGUUGAUCUUGAUAAGAUUGAUGUUGCUACCGAGGUUAUGAGUUUAUGAUGAACAAGGAAACUGAUCGUGGAGAGGAGAAACCUAUGUAUUAUUAAAUUUGUCUUACAUUUUUAAUGUAUUAAAUUAUGAAUUUGUCUUGAACGGUGAAACCCAGUUUAGGGUAAGAGUGGGAUAAAUUUGCUACUUUAAUCGGAUUUGAAGGGAAACUGAUGUUUAUGAAA